AUGGCUCCGUGGCUCAGCACUGUUAAAAAGUCUUUCGUUGACGUCCCCGUUGACUCGGCGAACGACAACGCCAUUUCGACCACCGAGUUUCUGGAAGCUGCAGAGUCUCUGGCCACCCUCUUUGACGUUCUCGGUUCCGUUGCUUUCACGCCAGUCAAAAAUGAUAUCUUGGGCAAUGUCAAGAAAAUCCGUGACCGCCAGACUGCAGCUCCCGCCGAGUCCGAGACACUGCAGGCUCUUGUUGUCAACGAAUUGAAGACGAAAAAGCAUACUGCUGCCGAAGGUCUCGUUUGGCUUGUUCGUGGUCUCGAUUUCACUGCCCAGGCCCUCAGCGAAAACAUCAGCACACCCAGCAAGGAACUAGCCGACUCGUUCCGUUCUGCCUACGGAAACACGCUUAAGCCUCACCAUGGCUUCUUGAUCAAACCCAUUUUCAAUGCUGCCAUGUCAGCCACCCCCUAUCGCAGUGACUUCUUCAAAAAGCUCGGAACCGAAUCUCCGGAGUCGGACGCAGACUUGAAGGCCUGGGUUGAGGCUUUGGUGAACCAAGUCGGGAUUUUGAAAGAAUUUCAAUCACGCAAGGAAGCCAAGUGGUAG
This is a messenger RNA of Talaromyces rugulosus, 597 nucleotides long. RefSeq lists its product as uncharacterized. Gene Ontology annotation, molecular function: ceramide 1-phosphate transfer activity; ceramide 1-phosphate binding. NCBI's taxonomy places the organism in Eukaryota, Fungi, Ascomycota, Eurotiomycetes, Eurotiales, Trichocomaceae. Gene Ontology annotation, biological process: intermembrane lipid transfer; ceramide transport. The coding region runs from base 1 to 597 and encodes 198 amino acids. Gene Ontology annotation, cellular component: cytoplasm; membrane; cytosol. The record is from RefSeq and is a predicted model, not a curated record. The transcript is spliced from 4 exons.